Molecule: messenger RNA, 1356 nt
Organism: Gossypium raimondii (Peruvian cotton)
Lineage: Eukaryota; Viridiplantae; Streptophyta; Magnoliopsida; Malvales; Malvaceae
Product: probable aldo-keto reductase 1
Exons: 7
Coding region: 146-1201 (351 amino acids)
Cellular component (GO): cytoplasm
Source: RefSeq, a predicted model, not a curated record
ACGUUCGGUUAGAGACAGUGCCAUUUUCUCUUCAAUUUCAAUCAUCCCACAGCUACCUCUUAACUCAACUACUUCCAUUCCCAACCAAUUUCACUUUUUAAUAACAAAAACAGAACACAGAAGUUGGAGCAGAGAUUAUUCAGACAUGGCGCAACCAGAUUACUUGUUACAAAUCCCCACAGUCAAACUGGGCACCCAAGGACUUGAGGUUUCCAAGUUGGGUUUUGGAUGCAUGGGAUUAACUGGAAUCUACAACUCACCUCUCUCUGAGGAUGAAAUCAUAUCAAUCAUUAAUCACGCCUUUGCUAAAGGAAUCACUUUCUUUGACACGGCUGAUGUUUACGGAGCGCAUACCAAUGAAGUUUUGGUUGGCAAGGCCUUGAAACAAUUACCAAGAGAAAAAAUUCAACUAGCCACCAAGUUCGGUAUUGCAGGGAUGGCACCUACUGGUAUGAUCGUGAAAGGUAGUCCCGAGUAUGUCCGGUCGUGCUGCGAGGCGAGCUUGAAGCGUCUCGAUGUCGAUUACAUCGAUCUCUAUUAUCAGCAUCGGGUGGACACGUCGGUACCUAUAGAAGAAACCAUGGGUGAACUUAAGAAACUGGUUGAAGAGGGAAAAGUCAAAUACAUCGGAUUAUCUGAAUCCAGUCCCGAUACAAUACGGAGAGCACAUGCUGUUCAUCCGAUCACAGCAGUCCAAAUGGAGUGGUCGCUCUGGACUCGUGAUAUUGAGGAUGAGAUUGUUCCUCUUUGCAGGGAUCUUGGUAUUGGAAUAGUUCCUUAUAGCCCCCUUGGUCGAGGAUUCUUCGGUGGUAGAGCAGUAGUGGACAGUUUAUCUGCAGGAACUUUCUUGGCUUCACAUCCCCGGUUUCAAGGAGACAACUUGGAGAAGAACAAGAACAUUUACAUUCGAAUCGAAGAUCAGGCAAAGAAGCGUCAAUGCACUCCAGCUCAACUGGCACUAGCAUGGGUUCUCCAGCAAGGGGACGAUGUUGUACCGAUUCCUGGAACAACAAAGAUUAAGAACCUUGAUCAGAAUAUUGACACGUUGAGAGUGAAACUCACUGCCAGUGACUUGAAAGAAAUCAGAGAUGCUGUCCCGAUUGAAGAGGUCGCAGGCGAUCGGAACUACGAUAGCAUGAAGAAAGCUUCAUGGAAAUUUGCAGACACACCUGCAAAAGAUGUUGGGGUUUCAAUUGAAUAAGGCAAUUGAAAUGGUUAUGGCAUGUUUGUUUCAUUUAUGGGAAAAUGUGUGGCAUAGAUCUUUUUAAGGUUUUAAAACCAUCCAUACUUGCGUUUGGGACAAAAAUUAUAGAUGGUUUUGAUAUGAAAUAAUAAAGAGAGCAAUGUUAAGGCAAA